This is a messenger RNA of Lachancea dasiensis, 1299 nucleotides long. The record is from the annotation of a GenBank genome assembly. NCBI's taxonomy places the organism in Eukaryota, Fungi, Ascomycota, Saccharomycetes, Saccharomycetales, Saccharomycetaceae.
AUGGGCUUUCUUGACAAAGUGAAGGACAUAGCAAGCAACAACUCCAAUUCUGGCGACAAUGCCAAAGGUGAUUCAGACUUCCUCUCUAAGGCGGAGGGAAUGUUAGGGGACGACAGAAUGAAUCAAAUCAAGGGCAAAGUUGGCAAGGACAAUUUUGACAAGUUCGAAUCUGGUGUGAGGAACCAGUUCUCGAAGACGUCGAUCAACGACGAUAAGGGUAGUAAGAAGAAUGACGAUUCUUACGGAAACGAUUCGUACGGAAGUAAGAAGAAUGACGAUUCUUACGGAAACGAUUCGUACGGAAGUAAGAAGAAUGACGAUUCUUACGGAAACGACGAUUCUUACGGAAAGAGCAGUAAGAAGAGCGACAGCUCUUAUGGAAACGACUCCUAUGGAAGCAAGAAGAAUGACGAUUCAUACGGAAACGACUCCUACGGAAGUAAGAAGAAUGACAGCUCCUACGGAAACGAUUCUUACGGAAACGACUCCUAUGGAAGCAAGAAGAAUGACAGCUCUUAUGGCGAUGAUUCGUACGGUAGUAAGAAGAAUGACGAUUCUUACGGAAACGAUUCCUACGGAAGUAAGAAGAAUGACAGCUCCUACGGAAACGAUUCUUACGGAAACGACUCCUACGGUAGCAAGAAGAACGACAGCUCUUACGGAAACGACUCCUACGGUAGCAAGAAGAACGACAGCUCCUACGGAAACGACUCCUAUGGUAGUAAGAAGAAUGACAGCUCUUAUGGCGAUGAUUCGUACGGUAGCAAGAAGAACGACAGCGACUCCUAUGGUACUAAGAAGAAUGACAGCUCCUACGGAAGCGAUUCUUACGGAAACGACUCCUACGGUAGCAAGAAGAACGACAGCUCCUACGGAAACGACUCCUAUGGUAGUAAGAAGAAUGACAGCUCUUAUGGCGAUGAUUCGUACGGUAGCAAGAAGAACGACAGCUCCUACGGAAACGAUUCUUAUGGAAACGACUCCUAUGGUAGUAAGAAGAAUGACAGCUCUUACGGAAACGAUUCUUACGGAAACGACUCCUAUGGAAGCAAGAAGAAUGACAGCUCCUACGGAAACGAUUCUUAUGGAAACGACUCCUACGGUAGUAAGAAGAACGACAGCUCCUACGGAAACGAUUCUUAUGGAAACGACUCCUAUGGUAGCAAGAAGAACGACAGCUCCUACGGAAACGACUCCUACGGAAACGACUCCUACGGAAACGACUCCUACGGAAACGACUCCUACGGCCGCAACGACAAUUCCAACCGUAACAACGACUCUUACAACUCCUACAAUUGA